This is a messenger RNA of Carassius carassius (crucian carp), 976 nucleotides long. RefSeq lists its product as uncharacterized. The coding region runs from base 249 to 686 and encodes 145 amino acids. The transcript is spliced from 2 exons. The record is from RefSeq and is a predicted model, not a curated record. Lineage: Eukaryota; Metazoa; Chordata; Actinopteri; Cypriniformes; Cyprinidae.
CUGGAGCGUGGUUUGUCAGAGGCGAUACGUCAUUGCGAGCAGCGGCGAUUGGCUGGAUUCAGCUCCCUUUUCUCCAGAAUUUGCGACACGAGCAGUCUUCUCCUCCGGAGCAGCGACAUCCCACAGUAGAGGCAGGUGGACUUAUUUCCCUCAAGAGAAAUGAAUGCAAUAUAGCGCGUGGACAUUUCUAUUCGCUUUCGUCUCCUCAAUUCUUCCCUGCAAUACAGACACUGCCCGACCCGGACUAAAUGAGUUCCCGGACCUCGGAGAGACUGGCGCUUUCUAUUCCCCACUGUGCCUUGAACGGAACCGCUCGGAGCAGCAAUGGCACGUGCUUUGACCAGGUGGACCAACUGUUCCAGGCGUUCUCCUCCACCGCCGUGCUCUUCGUGCUCAUCGCCAUGAUCAUUGGGAUAAUAUUCGUGUCCGUCACGACCUUCCACUUCCACAAAAGCAAGAUGAAAAAGCGCAAGAUCCAGAAAGCCCAGGAGGAAUACGAGCGCGACAACUGCAGUCCCAAAGCGGCCAAAGGCAAGCCGGCUGUCCGGCAGUGCAUCAUGGUGAGACCCCCAACGGGAGCGCGCAAAAGUGAUCCAAACACGGAGGAUCCGGGCGUGACAGAGGACAUGAGACACUCGGGACAAACCAAGGAUGAGGACUUGUUGGAAUCGGUCGCUGUGUCUUGAUAACGCAGUGCCAGCCUUUGGAGGACGCUGUAAAUAACCUCUGUAUUCUUAUGAUAUCACCUACGGAAUAUACCUAUUCUUCGUAUAAGCAUAAGAAUUGAUGAGUUUUCAUAAUAGAUCCCGGAGGAGGCUUUCUUCACUGGUUUUUGAGGAGGACUGAGGAAGACUAAGGAAUGCUGACGGAAUUUAAAUCAUAAUUGUUGUUCAAUCAUAAUGAGAUCGAAAGAGAUUAAAAUGUAAUAAAUCAAUCUAUCAGGAUUUUGUUGAUGGGAUCAAACGAGAAUUUCAUA